This is a messenger RNA of Suillus plorans, 891 nucleotides long. Its product is annotated as UbiA prenyltransferase family. The record is from RefSeq and is a predicted model, not a curated record. The coding region runs from base 1 to 891 and encodes 296 amino acids. The transcript is spliced from 4 exons. Gene Ontology annotation, cellular component: membrane. NCBI's taxonomy places the organism in Eukaryota, Fungi, Basidiomycota, Agaricomycetes, Boletales, Suillaceae. Gene Ontology annotation, molecular function: transferase activity, transferring alkyl or aryl (other than methyl) groups.
AUGCACACCAGCACUUUCACACGAAGUGAUACAUUAUUCGGCAUGCUUUUGACAAUAUUUCUGUUUGUCAAGUCAGACAUCAAAACUACGUUAAUUCCUAUCACAAUAUUGAGUGUCAGUUCAGCUCCCCUUUGCACCCCGCAUCGCAUUGUUCCAGUGGUUUGGUGGAUAUUUUUGCAUCUCCUGCAGUUCGACACAUCCAAUCAAAUACAAGAUGUCGAAGAAGAUGCAAAAAACAAGCCCAUUCGCCCAUUGCCAGCCGGUCGAAUCUCGCUGAGGCAUGCCAUCAUUCUUCGCUGGGGCCUAGUCCCAGCUUGUUGGAUCAUAUCCAUCGUACACGGUGGUCCUGUGCUAUUUUCUAGCGUGGCUCUCGUGCUGUUUACUAUCUUAUACAACGAAUUACAAGCACACCGUCACUGGCUCACAAAGAACAUUGUAACUGCUAUAGGUUUUGCUUCGUUUGAAAUAGGAGGAACGUUGAUCGCAGGCUGUGAUGCGUCGCACAUGGACGCUGCAGCAUGUCUGUCUGUCGCGAUAAGCACAGCGGUAUUUGCUACCACUAUACAUACCCAAGAUUUCAAAGACGAGGAGGGAGACAGAUUAACCGGCAGGAUGACCUUACCGAUCAUGUCACCCCAAUUGGGUCGUGCCUCGAUCUUACCACUUCUCGCAUUUUGGUCGAUCGCUGUCAGCUUCGUGUGGCAGUUGACUUGGGCUUACAGCAUUCUACUUCUAUGCUUCUCUGUGCUGGUCGGCGUUCGGUUCUUGUUAUUGAGAAACAGGGCAGCGGACCAAACAUCAUUCCUUCUAUACAACGUGUGGUUGUCGGCAGUGCACAUAUUGCCAGGCUAUUGGCGGUACAUCCAAUAUCAGGACCCUUGCCUCGAAUAA